UCCUUAUGGGUCUAAAUGAUAAUUUUGCUAACAUCCGAGGACAGAUAUUAAACAUGAAGCCGAGACCGGGGUUAACAGCAAUUUAUAAUAUGCUUGAUCAAGAUGAAAGUCAGAGGAAUAUUGGUGGAUCUCCUACUUCCAUUGUCUCCAAUCCUACUGCUUUCCAAGUUCAAACAUCUGCUAAUCCAGAUCAGUCUCAUGCUCUUCUCAGUCACGGAGGUCCACAGAAACCUAAGUGUUCUCAUUGUCAUAAAACAGGGCAUACUGCAGACAAAUGUUAUAAGCUUCAUGGUUAUCCUCCGGGAUCUGGUCCGAAAUGGAAGAAGUCUCAAACUGUUGGUGCUGCUAAUCUUACUACUUCUGAACAAGAUAUAGAGACCAAUACUCAAGAUGAGCUCUCCAAUGAUCAGAUACAGACUAUGAUUUCGUAUCUCAGCUCCAAACUUCAUUCGUCAUCUGUUGAAGGUAUAUCUAACAAACCUUGUGCUUCGACUUCCACUUCCGCACCUGUUGUCUCUCAGAUUUCAGGAACUUACACAGGAAUUGAUGAUUGGUCAAGGUAGUCAAGUUGGGA
Molecule: messenger RNA, 574 nt
Organism: Eutrema salsugineum
Lineage: Eukaryota; Viridiplantae; Streptophyta; Magnoliopsida; Brassicales; Brassicaceae
Exons: 2
Coding region: 6-563 (185 amino acids)
Source: RefSeq, a predicted model, not a curated record